AGCUUCGCGGCUCACCAAACCAGGUUCAUUCACAUGCAAAGUCACACAGUUCAACUGACCGGGGCGACGCACAGCUCAGUUUGUCCGAGUCCGAGAUACUGAAUUGUCCCAUAUGUCAUUUUUCAAAACUUGAUAAGGCGUAUUGCGUUUCUGAUAGCGGUGCUAAAACUUAUUGUUUUACCAAUAAACAUGCAGUGCAGCAGGCUAAUUUUCCGACUUGGUUCGAAACCAUGGACCACCAUCAGCAACCGGUCCAUCGCAUGUUUGGCAGCCCUUCCGGAAACUCACCAGAUGCUCCAGAAAACCUGUCGGGACUUUGCGGACGCUGAGCUCAUACCAAUCGCUGCCAAAGUCGAUCGGGAGCAAUUCUACCCCGCAGAACAAGUUGCAAUGGCUGGAGACUUGGGACUGAUGUCCAUUGUCCUCGACGAAAAGUACGGAGGAACCGGCUUGGACUAUCAGGCGUACGCCAUCGCAAUGGAGGAGAUCUCGCGAGGUUCCCCAGUUAUCGGCGGGGCCAUGUCCAUUCACAACUCGCUCUACCUGGGACUGUUGGAGAAGUACGGUACGGAAGAGCAGAAACAGAGGUUCAUUCCAGGCUAUACGGAUGGACGGAAAAUUGGGUGCUUUGCCCUGUCUGAACCGGGGAACGGAUCGGAUGCGGGAGCUGCCUCGACCACCGCCACGUUGAAAGGUGAUCGAUGGGUUCUAAAUGGAACGAAGUGCUGGAUAUCCGGAGGGUAUGAAGCAGGAAACGCCAUAGUCUUCGCCACGACCGAUAAGAGCUUGAAGCACAAAGGCAUUUCGACAUUCAUAGUACCGAUGGACUCCAAAGGGAUCAGCCGAGGUAAAAAGGAGGACAAAAUGGGACUUCGAGGUUCCUCGACGUGUCAGCUGAUCUUCGAAGACUGCGAAAUCCCUAAAGACAACCUCCUGGGACAACCGGGAUACGGAUUCAAGAUUGCCAUGCAGGGUUUGGACACCGGUCGCAUUGGAAUAGCCGGACAAGCCUUAGGCAUUGCUCAAGCAUCCUUGGAGUGCGCAGUAGACUACGCAAACAAACGGGUAGCGUUCGGUAAGCCCAUUUCCAAGCUACAAGCCAUUCAGAUGAAGAUCGCCGAUAUGUCGCUGAGAGUGGAAUCUGCACGGCUGCUAACGUGGCGAGCGGCUUGGCUCAAAGACAACAAGAAGCCUUUCACGAAGGAAGCUGCGCAGGCUAAGCUGGCCGCAUCGGAGACGGCUACCUUCUGUGCUCACCAGUGUAUUCAGGUUCUGGGAGGAAUGGGGUACGUAUCGGAUAUGCCCGCCGAGCGGUAUUACCGCGAUGCAAGGAUUACGGAGAUCUACGAGGGCACGUCUGAGAUACAACGGCUGGUCAUCGCUGGACAGGUGAUAAAGGAGCUGUCGAGCUAAUUCAAUGAUGCCAAUAUGUACUGAAUUGUUUUGUUGAUUGUUUAAAUUUUAAUAAACCCCUAAAAAAUCAUUU
Messenger RNA from Aedes albopictus (Asian tiger mosquito), 1486 nucleotides. RefSeq names its product short-chain specific acyl-CoA dehydrogenase, mitochondrial-like. Gene Ontology annotation, molecular function: flavin adenine dinucleotide binding. The transcript has 2 exons. NCBI's taxonomy places the organism in Eukaryota, Metazoa, Arthropoda, Insecta, Diptera, Culicidae. The coding region runs from base 190 to 1413 and encodes 407 amino acids. The record is from RefSeq and is a predicted model, not a curated record. Gene Ontology annotation, biological process: butyrate catabolic process; fatty acid beta-oxidation using acyl-CoA dehydrogenase. Gene Ontology annotation, cellular component: mitochondrion.